Messenger RNA from Naegleria fowleri, 2691 nucleotides. RefSeq lists its product as uncharacterized. Lineage: Eukaryota; Heterolobosea; Eutetramitea; Acrasida; Naegleriidae. The transcript has a single exon. The coding region runs from base 1 to 2691 and encodes 896 amino acids. The record is from RefSeq and is a predicted model, not a curated record. Gene Ontology annotation, molecular function: protein binding.
AUGAAUAUUACAUCUUUCGGAAGCCUUUUUUCGAAUUGGUAUAACGGCGAGUCAAGCUCAUCGGAAGCAGUAGAUUCAAAUUGUUCAAAUAUCAACAAGAACCCAAACAGAUCUACACGAACCAUACACAAAACGAUAAAAUCAAACGCCUAUGUACCUACAUUCCGUUUGGGUGGUCAACCACCAAGGUCAAUGAGAGAGGAAAACAAACAAAAAUCGGAAUCUAUUAAUUUUGAAUUUCAGAUUAAUAGUAGUUUGAUCUGCCCAUCUUCUCAUCAACAACAUGAUAACUAUUCCAUCAAUCACCAAGAAACGACUUUUCAACAGAAAACCUCCAAGCUUCUCUCUCUUCCAUUCGAUGGAAUGGUGGAAAUUCUAAGCUUUCUUCAAAAAAAGGAUAUUUUCUUCAUGUCGCUCAUAUCUAAACAUUUCUACAAUAUGAUAUUUUGUCAGAGUGUUUCUAAUUUUCCAUUAUGGAGAGUGUUGUGUGUGAGAGAUGGAUUAAUCACGCCUCACUCCAAUGAAAAUGAUAAUCGUUCUGAAACAUCUCAUGAAGAUGACGAAGAAAACAAUUACAGCAGUGAUAAUCGUAGCGAUCAUAACUGUCAAAUCGGUAUGAAUCAUUAUUUCUUUGAUCCUUACCGAGAUUUGUACUUGAAUUAUGAGAGUGAUAUUGGAACUAGUCAAUGCGAAUGGUUUUGCAAAUUUGAUCUUGUCAAGUUGGAAUGGGUGCUGAGUGAUAACGUUCUCCAACUUUUAGAGAAAAUCAUUAACAAGGAAAUUUGUGUUGUGACAGCGCUGCAAUGCUAUCCAGACUCUACCAAGUAUAAGGGCAAUGCAAGCCAAGUUCUCAAUCAAUUGUUAGGAAUUAGAGAGGCAUUUCCAAAAUCCCUUACAGAACAAGACUCCGAGUUACCAUGCCUCUACAUGUAUACACGUCCAUUGUGUCGAGUUAGAAAAUCUCAAAGUAAGGGGAAAAAUCAAAACAUUCUCUUCCUUAGAGCAUACAACUUGUUCGAUGAUGAGCACGAUUCAAAUGUGUCACUCGACGAUGAAGACUUAUUUGGAUGCAACGACGAGUCCAAUUUAGCGAGUGUCAACAAUUUACGAAAAACAUUAAUGAGAUUUAUUAUCUUGUUCAGCUCCACAGUAAUUGUUUGCAAACAAAGCGAAUGUCCUUCUUGGUUGUACAGACUGGACAGUUUAAUAGAACCCAUUCACGACCCUCCUCUAUUUGGAGCAUACUCGAACAUGCCUAGCCUUCUUGUAUGCAGUCUGCAUACAGCAUCACCAAGCCAAUCUAGUUCAUCUCCAAAAGAAAAUGUAGAAAUUUAUGACUUGCUGGAUGAAAUCCGUCACAUCAUUGUACACAACAAGAAUCAAUCGCUGAACUUUUUAUCUAUCAUUUUGAAUUGGUUUGGAAAGAUUCAUGGCAUUAACUUAAAUGUGAAAAACAUUUCCAACGAAUCCUAUGAUGAAGACUUGUGGUGUUUUGUGAACGAUAUUACAAGCAAGUUACAAUUUGGUUGGUCCAUUUCAAGAUGGGACAGAAUCAAAUCUAAUGGUGAAAUUUGUAAAUUAUUCUUUUCAAAAUGUGUUUCUGAAACUAAUGAGCAUAGAACCACGAAUAUUACUCAUGGAAAUCUCUUUGUAGAUGGAAACAUGUUUUAUGAGAACAUUCAAAACAAAUUUGCAAAGACCUUACUCGAGAAGGAGAUGCAACGAUCCUUAGAGUUUUAUCAGAGAGCUGUCAAAGCUGAUUUAAAUCCUGCUAAUCCAUUGGAAAUGGAAGAAAUAGUCAAACUCUCUGAAAUGCAUGCCGAAGCAGCCAUUAGGAUGUUCACCCAAACAGUAGCUCCUGCAUGCUUCUCAUCACAAACGAUCGAAGAAGUUGAACAAUCACUAAAGCAUGGAAUUAAUAACAACUUCAGAAUUUUAUGGAGAGAGAAUGCAAGAAACUCAGAAAAUUAUUGCCAAGAAGUUUGGGAAGCAACUUUUAAAUGGAUGAAGGCAGAAUUCGAAAGUCCAAGCACCCAUGAUGACUUUUGUAAUUUAUUUGAAUCUCGAUUUUUCUCAUCUCUCACUCUCUAUCUUCAAAAUGCGAUUGGAACAAGAAAGAUUUUUGUCAUGAACUUUUGUUCAAAGCAGUACCUUGAAGAUUACAUCAUUCCCGUUUAUCCAUGCAUUCGAAAUAUUUGUCAAAAUAUAAUGGCCGCAGUUGAAGGGUUAACUUUCCAGGAAACGGUAGAAAUUGACAAGCAAAGAUCUCAACUUCAAAAACUUUCUGCCAUACGAUUGAAACUUCUAACUAUAGAAAAUACCAUUGACCGUCUCAAAGAAGAAAUUCAUGUCAGAGAGGAAGAUUUGAAAAAAUCAGAGGAGCAAAGUGGUGUAAUUGAAGACCGAAUGAAGAGACUUGGCCUCAAAUACGAAAAAUCUCUUUUAGGCAAGGUUUCCUCAAUACGAAAGUUAUAUAUUGAAUCAGCUUCACUCUCUUUACAAAAUAAUAUUGAGUUACACAAAAAGUUUGACGCAGAAUAUGAACAGCUCAAUAGCGUAGGAUUCAACAGAACACACAUUGAAUAUGACAUUUUAUUGGAGGAAUAUUACAAACGAAAACUUUUUGUGGAUGCAAAGGACAAGCGAAAAAAUUUCUUUUCACAUCUGCAUCCUAAUAAUAUGAAUGUUUAA